Molecule: messenger RNA, 1034 nt
Organism: Photinus pyralis (common eastern firefly)
Lineage: Eukaryota; Metazoa; Arthropoda; Insecta; Coleoptera; Lampyridae
Exons: 2
Coding region: 242-1003 (253 amino acids)
Source: RefSeq, a predicted model, not a curated record
CAGAAAUUAAUAGCUUUCAUAUCAAAAUGUAUACAAAAUGUGAUGAAAAAUAGAACUUGUUCUAUUCCCAUACAAAUUUUGGUAAUAUUUCAGAUGUGAGCAUGCGUAUUGCUUUAAUAAACAGUCAGCUGUUCAAGAACUAACUUCAGUGGAUAUCGACCUUGCUCAUAACCUAUAUGUAAAUAUUUUACAAAACACAUUUUGACAUUGUAUCAACCGCCAAGAACUCUUUUAUGUCGCGAUGUCGUGGUCAAAUGAUCAGGUUUCAUUGCUGAUUGAGCAAUACCAACAGCACGAGUGUUUAUACUUUGUUCAACAUCGCGAUUAUCAUAAUAAAAACCGAAGAAAUGCUGCGUUACAACAAAUUUGCGAAAAAAUGAAUCAAAUACGUCCAAAUACUUCCAUACAUGAAAUCCAGAAGAAAUGGAAUGGUAUUAGAAAUACAUAUGCCAGUGAACGAAGGAAAUCCAUUGCAAGCUCUCGUAGUGGGGCUGGGUCAGAAGACAUCUACAUACCAUCGCUGUGGUAUUACGAAAAGCUGGUAUUUCUAAACGAACAUUUAAAUAUAAGAAAGUCUGUUUCAUCGUACGCUACAGAAGAAAGCGAAAACUAUUUAACUGAUUCUCCAACUAGUCUGUUAGAGGGCGAAUAUGAGUUGCAACCUCAAGGUGAAUUACACCUUAUACGAAGCGGUAGUCCAGUUCCCAACGAUGAUAAUGUAUAUGUGGGAGAAACUGCAACUUGUAGAUCUGCUCGGAAAAAAUACAAAAAAGACGACAGAAAUCAUAAUGUCGACGUUACCGAAAAAGCUUCGAAAGCAUUAGAUAAGUUAACUACCGCAGUGUCAUCGGUACUUGGGACUUCCACAGAAGAUCCCGAUGAAGUAUACGCAAAAUAUAUAUGUUCACGGAUCGGUGCAAUUCAAAGCAGAAAAAGGAAAUUGAAACUACAGCAUCACAUUGAGACCCUGAUUUUUAAUGCCGAAAUUGAAGAAGCCGAAUGAUUUGUAAAUAUGUAAACAAGUGUUAAAUGAA